Messenger RNA from Clarias gariepinus (North African catfish), 7294 nucleotides. RefSeq names its product nidogen 2a (osteonidogen) (gene nid2a). The transcript is spliced from 33 exons. The record is from RefSeq and is a predicted model, not a curated record. Gene Ontology annotation, cellular component: basement membrane. The coding region runs from base 123 to 6848 and encodes 2241 amino acids. NCBI's taxonomy places the organism in Eukaryota, Metazoa, Chordata, Actinopteri, Siluriformes, Clariidae. Gene Ontology annotation, molecular function: calcium ion binding. Gene Ontology annotation, biological process: cell-matrix adhesion.
GCGGAGUGUCCAGACCGAGAGGGAGAGAGCGGGAGAGGUAGAGGGACAGACAGAGAGAGAGAGAGAGAGAGAGAGAGUGAAGAGCUCAAUGCAUUGCUGAGAAAGUUGAGAAAGCUGUGACCAUGUGGAAGAAAGCGGCGGCGCUUCUGCUCCAGCUGUCCUGCCUCUGUCAGCAUGUGAGCGCGCUGCGGAGAGCGGAUCUGUUCCCGUACGGAGCUCAGAGCGGGGAUCUGACCCUGCAGGAGGGGGACGAUGAGACCUCUGCAGUCAUGACCCUCAGCAAACCCAUGCACUUCUACGACACCUCCUUCAGCAAGCUCUACGUGGCCACCAAUGGCAUCAUCUCACCUCAUGACCUUCCUAUGGAGAAGCAGUACGUCGAUGACGGGUUCCCCACCGAAUUCCCGGUCAUCGCACCUUUUCUCGCGGACAUCGACACUAGUAACGGAAAAGGAGCCAUCUACUACCGCCAAACCGAAUCCCCGAACAUCCUGAAUCGAAUUGCUUUUGAGGUCCAGAAAGGAUUCCCAGACACUCGGUUUACGCCAACUCACGCCAUCAUCGCCACGUGGGAGGACGUAGCUGCUUACACCGAGGUCACGCGUGCCCCUGAGACACCCAGACAGGUCAACACGUUUCAAGCGGUGGUGGCUUACGAUGAGUUGGAUACCUACGCUUUUUUCCUGUACCCGGAGGACGGCCUGCAGUUCUUUGGAACGCGUCCUAAGGAGAUGUUCAACGUGGAGAUCGAGCUGCCCGCGCGGGUCGGCUUCACCAGGGGAGAAAUCCCGUAUUUUAUCUUAUCGCGCACUGAAGGGCCUUACUUCAGCAUCACCAGCAACGAGCAGUCUGUCAAGAACUUGUACCAGACGGGGAACACCGACGUCCCGGGCGUCUGGCUCUUCCAUGUAGGCAGCGCCAACACUUUUCACAACGUGGUUCCACCAUCGGGGUUAAGCCAUUUACCGACCGCAGCCUCUAGGAAGCAAGCGAUCGCGUUCCCAACCACCCCCGAGUACGAGGAUGAGCAAGAAUACGACAUUGAUCCAGAUUUCCAGAAUCCAGAUGUCACAGAAUUCCCUCAGCCAGCCCGCGAUGUCUCUAUGUUAGGUGACCUGAACCAGGAAGCUGACUCGACUCUGUCCACACCGUAUCCUUACCAAGUGGAGGUCACUCUGAACCCUGAAUCUCAGACUGAUCAGAGCACUCCUACAAAUGUUCCUCCGGAGGAAAUCAUCGAGCCCGUGCAUCCUGUCCCAGAUCAAACUUUUGUGGAAGCGUAUCCCAUCAACCCUAACGGUCAGGUGUUUAACGUGGACGAUGACGACGAGGUCUUUAGGUCUGAAGUGAUUCAAUACUCCACUGAGAACAAGGAGACGUGCGACCGUUUCCAGCAAACCUGCAACCGGAACGCUUACUGCGCCGAUUACCCAUCAGGCUACUGCUGCCACUGCCAUGCCGGUUUCUAUGGAAAUGGACGGCAUUGCCUUCCUGAUGGCGCGCCUCAACGCGUAAACGGAAAGGUUAACGGGAUGGUUUCGGUGGGUUCGACCCCGAUGCGACUGGACAACAUCGACCUCCACGCUUACAUCGUAGUGAGUGAUGGUCGUGCGUACACAGCCAUCAGCGAAGUCCCAGAACCCCUGGGGUGGGCACUGAUGCCCGUCACGCCCAUCGGAAGCCUUUUCGGGUGGCUCUUUGCCCUCAAGCUUCCCAACAGCCAUAAUGGCUUCAACAUCACCGGUGCUGAGUUUACCCGCCAUGCCGAUGUGACCUUUUACCCCGGGAACCAGCGACUCCUCAUCGUUCAGACCGCCAGGGGAUUGGACGACCAGAACUACCUGAACGUUGAAACUCGUCUCGAGGGUGGCGUACCGUUCGUGCCCCCUGGCGCCACCAUUCAGAUUGAACCCUUUUCAGAGACCUACCAGUAUUACCCAUCAUUGAUCACAUCCAAUUCAGUACGGGAGUUUACGAUCGUGUCCGCUCAGAGCGGAGCGGAAAAAUUCACCUACCAGCUGAGACAGAACAUCACGUACAGGGACUGCAGGCACGCGACGUAUGUCGGAGCGGAGACCCUGCAGCUGAACGUAGAGCGCAUUUUCGCCAUAUACGUCAAAGAAGAGCGUGUUCUCAGAUACGCCAUCACCAACAAGAUCGGCCGUGGCAGAGAUAACACCUCGGGCCAUCUGCAGGAGAACCCGUGCUACUUAGGGACCCAUGAUUGUGACACCACGGCGCAGUGUGUGCCAGGAGAAGGACAGCACUUUACUUGUAUGUGCGCUACCGGGUACACUGGAGACGGACGCAACUGCUAUGAUGUGGACGAGUGUGCCGAAGGUCUGAGCUCCUGUGGAAGUCAUGCCCAGUGUGUGAAUUUGCCCGGAAGUCACAGCUGCCAGUGCCAGAGUGGUUUUGUGCAUAGACAUGACACUCGCACCUGUACAGACGUCGACGAGUGCCGAAACCAUCCGUGCCACCAUCAUGCUUCCUGCACCAACACCGCGGGCUCCUUCGACUGCCGAUGCCAGGCUGGAUUCCACGGCGAUGGCUUCCACUGCCACCGUCAGCCCGAGCGUCCCAAGACUCAGUGUGAGCAUCACAGAGACAGCGUACAGAGGCAGAAUCAGGUGGAAGGUUUGCCUCUGAUCGGAGCGUAUGUUCCUCAGUGUGACGAGGAGGGGCGCUACAGGUCUCAGCAGUGCCAUGGCUCUACAGGAUACUGCUGGUGUGUGGACAGUAGGGGGCAGGAGAGAGCAGGAACCCGUACCCCACCUGGGUCCCCACCUGCCAACUGUGACGCUCCAGAACGUCCCAAGUCUCAGUGUGAGCAGCACAGAGACAGGGUGCAGGAUGAAGCAGGGUUGGGAGCCUUCAUCCCUGACUGUGAUGAUGAGGGUCACUACAGGUCUCUACAGUGCCACGGCUCUACAGGACACUGCUGGUGUGUGGACAGUAGGGGGCAGGAGAGAGCAGGCACCCGCACGCCACCGGGUACCUCACCUGCCAACUGUGAUGCUCCAGAGCGCCCCAAGACUCAGUGUGAGCAUCACAGAGACAGUGUACAGAGGCAGAAUCAGGUGGAUGGUUUGCCACUGAUCGGAGCGUACGUUCCUCAGUGUGACGAGGAGGGGCGCUACAGGUCUCAGCAGUGCCAUGGCUCUACAGGAUACUGCUGGUGUGUGGACAGUAGGGGGCAGGAGAGAGCAGGAACCCGUACCCCACCUGGGACCCCUUCCACCAACUGUGACGCUCCAGUUCAUCCAGAGCGACCUAAGACUCAGUGUGAGCAGCACAGAGACGACGUCCAGGGCAGUCCUGGUGGUUUGCCGCUGGUGGGAGCGUUCAUUCCUGAUUGUGAUGAACAGGGGCGCUACAGGUCUCAGCAGUGCCACGGCUCCACAGGACACUGCUGGUGUGUGGACAGUUCGGGACGGGAAAGAGCAGGCACCCGCACCCCGCCUAGUACCACACCUAUCGACUGUGACGCUCCAGAGCGUCAUAAGACUCAGUGUGAGCAGCACAGGCACAGCGUGCAACACGGAGCGCAUGGUGUCCCCGCGCCAGGAGCCUUCAUCCCUGAGUGUGAUGAGGAAGGGCGCUACAGGUCUCGACAGUGCCACGGCUCUACAGGACACUGCUGGUGUGUGGACAGUACCGGACAGGAAAGAGUUGGCACCCGCACCCCAGCCGGUACCACACCUACCGACUGUGACGCUCCAGAACGUCCUAAGACUCCGUGUGAGCAGCACAGAGACAGCGUCCAUAUCAGAGGAGACGCUCCGGUGGGAGCCUUCGUCCCCGAGUGUGAUGAGGAGGGGCGAUACAGAUCUCGACAGUGCCACGGCUCUACGGGACACUGCUGGUGUGUGGACAGUAGGGGGCAGGAAAGAGCAGGAACCCGCACAACUCCUGGUACACCCCCUACCGACUGUGACGCUCCAGAACGUCCCAAGACUCCGUGUGAGCAUCACAGGGACCGAGCACAGGGCCGAGGAGACGCCCCACCUGUGUUGGGAGCCUUCGUUCCCCAGUGUGAUGAGGAGGGGCGCUACAGGUCUCAACAGUGCCACGGCUCUACAGGACACUGCUGGUGUGUGGACAGUACUGGGCGGGAAAAAGUUGGUACCCGCACCUCGGCCGGUACCACACCUGCCGACUGUGACGCUCCAGAACGUCUCAAGACUCAGUGUGAGCAGCACCGGGACAGCGUACGCACAGGAGUAAAUGGUUCGCCUUUGGAAGGAGCUUUUGUCCCUCAGUGUGAUGAGGAGGGGCACUACAGACCUCAACAGUGCCACGGCUCUACGGGACAUUGCUGGUGUGUGGACAGUAGGGGGCAGGAGAGGGCAGGAACCCGCACACCACCCGGUGCCACACCUGUCAACUGUGAUGCUCCGGAACGUCCUAAGACUCCGUGUGAGCAGCACAGAGACAGCGUCCAUAUCAGAGGAGACGAUCCGGUGGGAGCCUUCGUCCCUGAGUGUGAUGAGGAGGGGCUCUACAGGUCACGACAGUGCCACGGCUCUACAGGACACUGCUGGUGUGUGGACAGUAGGGGGCAGGAAAUAGCAGGAACCCGUACAACCCCUGGUACACCCCCUACCGACUGUGACGCUCCAGAACGUCCCAAAACUCCGUGUGAGCAUCACAGGGACCGAGCACAGGGCCGAGGAGACGCCCCACUUGUGCUGGGAGCCUUCAUCCCUGAGUGUGACGAGGAGGGACGCUACAGGUCUCGACAGUGCCACGGCUCUACAGGACACUGCUGGUGUGUGGACAGUACUGGGCGGGAAAAAGUUGGUACCCGCACCCCAGCUGGAUCCACACCUACUGACUGUGACGCUCCAGAACGUCUCAAGACUCAGUGUGAGCAGCACCGGGACAGCGUACGCACAGGAGUAAAUAGUUCGCCUUUGGAAGGAGCUUUUGUUCCUCAGUGUGAUGAGGAGGGGCACUACAGACCUCAACAGUGCCACGGCUCUACGGGACAUUGCUGGUGUGUGGACAGUAGGGGGCAGGAGAGGGCAGGAACCCGAACACCACCCGGUGCCACACCUGUCAACUGUGAUGCUCCGGAACGUCCUAAGACUCCGUGUGAGCAGCACAGAGACAGCGUCCAUAUCAGAGGAGACGCUCCGGUGGGAGCCUUCGUCCCUGAGUGUGACGAGGAGGGGCACUACAGGUCUCAACAGUGCCACGGCUCUACGGGACAUUGCUGGUGUGUGGACAAUAGGGGGCAGGAGAGGGCAGGAACCCGAACACCACCCGGUGCCACACCUGUCAACUGUGAUGCUCCGGAACGUCCUAAGACUCCGUGUGAGCAGCACAGAGACAGCGUCCAUAUCAGAGGAGACGCUCCGGUGGGAGCCUUCGUCCCUGAGUGCGAUGAGGAGGGGCACUACAGGUCACGACAGUGCCACGGCUCUACAGGACACUGCUGGUGUGUGGACAAUAGGGGGCAGGAAAGAGCAGGAACACGUACGACCCCUGGUACACCCCCUACCGACUGUAACGCUCCAGAACGUCCCAAGACUCUGUGUGAGCAGCACAGAGACCGAGCACAGGGCCGAGGAGACGCCUUGCCUGUGUUGGGAGCCUUCGUUCCUCAGUGUGACGAGCAGGGACAGUACAGGUCUCAACAGUGCCACGGCUCUACAGGACACUGCUGGUGUGUGGACAGUAGAGGGCAGGAGAGAGCAGGCACCCGUACCCCACCUGGAUCCCCACCUAGAAACUGUGACGCUCCAGUGGUGCCAGUUCCGACCCAGCGUCCGGAGACAGUGUGUGAGCGCUGGCGGGCCAGUCUUAUGGAGCACUACGGAGGCCGCCCAGGUCCGGAACAUUUUCUUCCCCAGUGUGACGCAUCGGGCGAGUUCACACCGGUGCAGUGUUACGGCGAGUCCAGUUACUGCUGGUGUGUAGACAAAGAUGGCCGAGAAGUUCCCGGGACACGCUCGAACGACCGAGUCAAACCCGCAUGUAUACCAACGGUGGCCCCGCCCACUAUGCGUCCAUUGCCACGCCCAGAUGUGACUCCUCCCCCAUCAGGCACUACUUUGCUCUACGCUCAAGGCCAACAGAUUGGAGCGCUUCCUCUCAACGGCACGCGUAUGGACAAGGAGAGAUCCUCGGUGCUUCUCGCCCUGCAUGGCUCCAUAGUGGUCGGUAUUGACUACGACUGCAAAGAACGGAAGGUUUACUGGACUGAUCUGGCUGGACGGACGAUCAGCAGAGCCGCUCUGGAGAAUGGAGCAGAGCCUGAGAUUCUCAUAAACACCGGCCUCAUGAGCCCUGAGGGUUUAGCCGUGGACGAGCAACGCAGGAAGAUGUUCUGGGUGGACAGCACGCCCGAUAAAAUCGAGACGGCCAAACUGGACGGAAGCGACCGGCGCGUUCUGUUCAACACGGAUUUGGUUAACCCCAGAGCCAUCACGGUGGACUCUCUCUCAGGAACUUUGUACUGGACCGACUGGAACCGGGAAGCACCAAAAAUCGAAAGCUCCACCGUGGAGGGCCAGAACAGGAGGGUGUUGGUGCAGGACGGCAUUGGUCUCCCUAAUGCUUUGACGAUAGACCCUACAACGCGUCGUAUCUGCUGGGCUGAUGCAGGAACCAAGCGUUUGGAGUGUAUCGCGCCUGACGGGACGGGGCGACGCGUCAUUAACAGCAACCUGAACUAUCCGUUCAGCAUGGUGUUUUACGCCAAUCACUUCUACUACACAGACUGGAGGAGGGAUGGAGUCAUCGGUGUAAGUCGAGACUCGAACCAGUUUACAGACGAGUACCUGCCUGAUCAGCGUUCACACCUGUACGGCAUCACUGUCGCCUCGUCCAGCUGUUUAUAAGGGAGGAUGUAAUAACAGAGCCACUGUUACAUGGUGCUAAUUUUUGGGGAUUUAUAAGUUUUUUUCUACAUGUUGGGAAACGAACGCCUGUCUCAGCCGUCGCCAAAGCCACCUGCGUCUUUAUAAACCCCGUAAGAAAAAAAAGGUGACUUUUCCCCCCUUGUUUAGUUUUGUACAUUUGUUUUAUACCUCAUUUCUUUCUACUGUAUUUUCAUGUUGUUGUUUUUUUAAUUAAAAUAAAGCCAAAGAGGCCCAAAUUAAACGUAUGAAUACGUUUAUACAUGUGCGCAGUGUCGGAGCCCUCAGUGCACUAAUAACAAUCUAAACGUUGAGGCUGAACAUAGCCGACGUCUUGUCUUUACUACAAUUCCUUUUUGUAACCGUUUUUAAAAAAAUCUUUUGUAAGAUGUGAUAUUUAUAACAAUAAAAUGUGAUCCACAGUUGGA